Molecule: messenger RNA, 1099 nt
Organism: Physcomitrium patens
Lineage: Eukaryota; Viridiplantae; Streptophyta; Bryopsida; Funariales; Funariaceae
Source: RefSeq, a predicted model, not a curated record
CUGUUAGGAAGCAGAACAUCCGACUACACUGCAGCGAUCAAUCAUAUUAUCGAGUUAUCUGUUUUGCCCCUUUCACACACUCGUGCAUCGCCACUCUGAUCGUCGGAGCCUGUGCGAUCCCAUUCCAAUUCUAGUCGACCACCAUGGCUUACGACAUGGGCUACAGCUCCAAGAAGGCAUCUGGAUACGGUGAUGACGCCGAGGGCGAAUACAAGGCCAGCACCUACGGGGACGACAACGAAGGCGGGUACAAGAAGUCUGGAGGCUAUGGAGACGACAACGAGGGAGGGUACAGGAAGUCUGGAGGCUAUGGGGACGACAACGAAGGAGGAUCCAGGAGAACUGGUGGGUACGGCGGAGACGAAGAGACCAGGCCCAGGCAUGGCCACAAGAAAGACUCUGACGGCGAUGGCAUUCCAGACGAGUUCGAGAAGAGCCAAUACAACAGGGAAGAUGUCGAGGACUUGAAGAACCGCACGGACAUUGACGACGAAGAGAGGGAUCACCGCCGGAAGGUGUUGAUGGCCGAGGUUGCAGCAGGCGUGGUGGGAGCUGGAGUGCUCGGAGUCGCCGGCUACGCGGCGUACAAACACUUCAACAAGGAUGACGACGAGGAGAAGGAGGGCGAGGAGGGCGAAGGGAGGAGACGCACGUCCAGACGCGGAGACGAUGAGGAGGGUGGCCACAGGAAGAGCGGGUACGGCGACGACGAAAGAACCGGCAGCUACGGGAAGAAGAAGAGCGGGUACGGCGAAGACGAAGAGGCUGGCGGUUACAAGAAGAGUGGGUACGGCGAGGAGGAAGAAGGAGACAACAGGAGGGGAUGCGGGGAAGAGGAGGAGAAGAAGAGUUCAUGGUUUUAAGUCUCCUGGUGCCGCGUGGACGGCUCCCAGCAAGGGUCUGUAAUUGUUGUGAAUUAUCAAGGGCGAAUUGAACAUAAUUGUCAUUUUGGGAACAUGUAACAUCUAACAGCUCAGCUGUGGAGGUUCCAAGGUUGCAAUCCUGGACCUGAAUGUAUACGCGACUGGCCUACUGCUCUGUCAUUUGGCGAAACUCGGUUUCGAAGAUAUAAUGAAAUGAACGGGUUUCGCGUCUCUGA